Molecule: messenger RNA, 1193 nt
Organism: Neoarius graeffei (lesser salmon catfish)
Lineage: Eukaryota; Metazoa; Chordata; Actinopteri; Siluriformes; Ariidae
Gene: ube2d1a
Product: ubiquitin-conjugating enzyme E2D 1a
Exons: 7
Coding region: 60-503 (147 amino acids)
Biological process (GO): protein polyubiquitination; ubiquitin-dependent protein catabolic process
Cellular component (GO): nucleus
Molecular function (GO): ubiquitin conjugating enzyme activity
Source: RefSeq, a predicted model, not a curated record
ACUACGCGGUGUUGAAGAGGUUGCAGAAAAAAAAGGGGAAAGAGGUGUCGGUGGAUGUGAUGGCUCUGAAAAGGAUUCAGAAGGAAUUACAAGACUUGCAGCGAGACCCUCCUUCACAAUGCUCAGCAGGACCAAUGGGAGAAGACUUGUUUCACUGGCAGGCUACAAUAAUGGGACCAGGUGACAGUCCGUAUCAGGGCGGGGUUUUCUUCCUGACUAUUCACUUCCCAACAGACUACCCCUUUAAACCACCGAAGGUUGCCUUCACAACAAAAAUCUACCAUCCAAACAUCAACAGUAACGGCAGCAUCUGUCUGGACAUCCUGCGCUCUCAGUGGAGUCCGGCGCUCACAGUGUCUAAAGUGUUGUUAUCCAUAUGCUCACUGCUGUGUGACCCGAACCCAGAUGACCCUUUAGUUCCGGACAUCGCACACAUCUACAAAUCAGACAAAGACAAAUACAACAGAAUGGCCCGAGAGUGGACUCAGAAAUACGCCAUGUAACUCCCUCUGAUUCCGCCGGCAGGACUCUGAACGGUUGCACGUGGACGAUUAAUGAAGAUGUACUGUACCACCUUUUAGCAAAAACUGGUGGACUGUUUUUUUUUUUGUUUGUUUGUUUGUUUUUUCUGGUUCUUUUCUCCCCUUUUUUUUCUUUACAGAGGAAAACUUGUAGCUGAAACUGCGUUACGCAGCGGAACCGUUCGCUUUUCCGUUCACAGAAACGUGAUGGAACAACGAAACGUUUUCAAGCUACUGUGGAUGAGAGUCUCAGAGUAGCCAAAACAAUAUUGAUGAUAUCAAAUUAGUGUUUAUUACUGGUACACUUUUUCUUUCUCUCUCUCUCUCUCUCUCUCUCUCUCUCUCUCUCUCUCACACACAGAUAUUUUAUUGUAUCAUAUUAUUAAAACCUGUUCUGGAGCUAUUUUUUAUUUUGAAUUAAAAACAUGACAAUUUUUUUCCAGUGAUGCUGUGUGUGAACUAACAAGCAGGUUUUGUUCUUUUAGAUUGUUAUUAAAGGUUUACUGUGUGUUAGGGGUAUGAUGGUAUACUGUGAUGAAGGAAUCUGGAAUAAUUAUUCUGUUAAUGUUAAACUAUACUGGUAUACAUGACCCCGAGGGGGGGGAAAAAAAGUGUUGUAAAGCCAGGUUGCCUUUUGAAAAAGGUGAAAAUAAAAAGAAAACUGUAUUUCUA